Molecule: messenger RNA, 333 nt
Organism: Pyricularia oryzae 70-15
Lineage: Eukaryota; Fungi; Ascomycota; Sordariomycetes; Magnaporthales; Pyriculariaceae
Exons: 1
Coding region: 1-333 (110 amino acids)
Source: RefSeq, a predicted model, not a curated record
AUGCAUCUCAAAGCCUCCAGCAUCUUGGCUCUGCUAGUCAUCGGCGCCAAUGCCUACCCAGCGUCGGCCAACUCGGCUGCGGCCCUGGUUCCUGAACCGCAGCAGCCAGAGGCCCCCGCGGUUGCCGGCUCCACUGUGGGCGCUCAAGUCGACAUUCACCAUCCGCGACUUGAGGCACGCUACGGGCGAGACGAGCCGCAAAUCAUGUGCGGUUAUUGCGGUAAAAGAUUUUGGAACAAGCCAGAUUUAGAGAAACAUAUCAAGCUUAAGCCAUCCAAAGGAGGACACAAGGGCCAGCCCUACAAAGAACAUAGCUGGAAUCGACCCACAUGA